This is a messenger RNA of Diospyros lotus (date-plum), 1693 nucleotides long. Its product is annotated as probable serine/threonine-protein kinase PIX13. The coding region runs from base 254 to 1534 and encodes 426 amino acids. NCBI's taxonomy places the organism in Eukaryota, Viridiplantae, Streptophyta, Magnoliopsida, Ericales, Ebenaceae. Gene Ontology annotation, biological process: protein phosphorylation. The record is from RefSeq and is a predicted model, not a curated record. Gene Ontology annotation, molecular function: protein kinase activity; ATP binding. The transcript has 6 exons.
CACAACCACAGAGCAUCAUUAUCAAACUGUAAAAGCCUAUUUCAAUAACCUGCAGUUCACGGUGACUCCAACCAAGAACAAAAGUCCAACAAGAAAUCCACAAAGAUCAUCUUCUUCGUCCUCUCAUCAUUUUCAAACAUUAUCUGUCUUUGUUCUCUUGGAAUUGUCAAACUACAUCUCUGUGUGUGUGUAUAUCGUUUAGGUUCAUGCUUUUGCUUCUUCUUGUCGAAACAGGGGAAUCACCGAGAUCAACAUGGGCAACUGUUUGGUUUCUCAGCGUUCUCAUCCCAGCCCCAGCACCGCCCCCACUGCCUCCUCCGCCAUACUAACUCCCACUCCAGGAACAUCUAGUGGGUCCAGUAAUAGUGCCCCUUUCUCGGCCAUGAGCAGCAGUGACGGCCUGAGCACGUUAUCGGCGGUGGCCGAAGAUACUACGUGUGUGGAUGGAGAAAUACUGGACGCGAGGGACUUGAUGGUUUACAGUUUUGAGGAUUUGAAGACUGCAACUCGAAAUUUUAAGCCGGAUAUGGUGUUGGGGGAGGGUGGUUUUGGGACCGUGUUCAAGGGAUGGGUGGAUGCGAGGACCCUUUUACCAUCCAAGUUCGGCUCUGGGAUGAUUGUUGCCAUCAAGAAACUGAGGUCAGAAAGCAUUCAGGGUUUCGAAGAAUGGGAGUCAGAAGUGAGAUUUUUGGGAAGGCUUUCUCAUCCCAACUUGGUUAAGCUGUUGGGGUACUGUUCAGAGGACGAAGAACUGUUACUUGUGUAUGAGUUUAUGCAGAAAGGAAGCUUGGAAAACCAUCUUUUCAGACCAGGCUUCGCCAUUGAACCUCUUUCGUGGGACAUAAGGAUCAAAAUAGCCAUUGGUGCAGCACGAGGCCUUGCCUUUUUGCACAGUUCAGAAAAGGAAGUCAUUUACAGGGACUUUAAAGCAUCUAACAUACUGCUGGAUGGGAACUUCAACGCAAAAAUCUCAGAUUUUGGCUUAGCACAUCUGGGGCCAUCAGCUGGAAACUCACACGUUACAACACGAAUUAUGGGCACUUGUGGUUAUGUUGCACCAGAAUACAUUUCAACAGGUCGGCUAUAUGUGAAGAGCGAUGUGUAUGGCUUCGGGGUUGUGCUGCUGGAGUUGUUGACAGGCUUGCGAGCAUUUGAUAGGCGACGGUCUAGUGACCGGCAUAAUCUGGUUGACUGGACAAAGCCCCUUCUCCACAACAAAAGGAAGCUGAAAUCAAUUAUGGAUCAACGGAUAGAAGGCCAAUAUUCUUGGAAAGCAGCCAUGAAGACGGCUCAACUUACCCUGCAAUGCCUGGAACACCAACCUAGAAAGCGACCCCCAAUGAAGGAAGUUGUCGGGAUCUUGGAACAGAUUGAAGCCAUGAAAGAAAAACCAAAAGAAUCAAAGACGACCUUCUCUACGGCUCAUAGUCAUGGACAUCAUCAACCUAUGCAUCCUGGUUCUCCACUUCACCCGCCUCACCAUGGCCCUGCAAUGAGAGGUGCAAAACCACCAAAUCUGAGCCUGGUUAGCUGAUGAAUUGGAUCAGUAAAUUAUUUUCAUUUCAUUUUUUCCCCAAUUCUUUGGUAGAAAUUUGAUCUGGGCGUUGGCAUUAAGGGGGUGUUUGGCUUACCCUUUAUUAAGAUAGCUUUUAAACAUUUUUACUUAAAAGCUAGUAAAACUUUAAAUUAGCUA